Molecule: messenger RNA, 1077 nt
Organism: Lotus japonicus
Lineage: Eukaryota; Viridiplantae; Streptophyta; Magnoliopsida; Fabales; Fabaceae
Exons: 5
Coding region: 1-1077 (358 amino acids)
Biological process (GO): DNA repair; DNA recombination; DNA replication
Cellular component (GO): nucleus
Molecular function (GO): DNA binding
Source: RefSeq, a predicted model, not a curated record
AUGACUAACGUUGUUGUUGUUGUACAAUUUGCGAAGAUUAAACCUUCUAAAGGAAAGCCUAGCAUUCAAAAUGUUUAUGGGGCUACUAAGAUUCUCUUUAAUCCUACUAUUGAUGAAGCUGGCCCUAUUCGGGAAAGGUUUUUUGAGACUAAUGAUCCUUCUGCUCAAGUUUUGACUCAGCUUCAUGAUUCUGGAAAACUGACUCCAGCUGAAGAUUUUCUUAGGCAAAAUGAAAGGAAAACCAUUGAGCAGAUCAAAGACCUGGCCGAGAAAUCUGUUUGCGUUGUCCUUGCCACUGUUAAAUUUAUCCCUGACGACAAUAGUUGGUACUACCCUGCUUGCAAGUGUAACAAAAAGGUGUACCCCGCUGAAGACAUGUACUUUUGUCAAGCAUGUGUUUGCCAUGUAGUUACUGCAAUUCCUAAGUACAAGAUUCGUCUCAGGGUUAUGGAUUCAAAGGAUUCUACUACAUUUGUUGUUUUCGACCAAGAGGCCCACAAUCUGCUGAAUAAACCAUGUGCUGAAUUGGACCCAAACGAUUCCCAGGUGCCGUCUGAGAUUCUGGAUUUGAUUGAUAAAACUUUCUUAUUCAAAGUUGAUGUUGACAACAGUUCUAAUACCUGGUUUGAGCAAUCAUAUAAGGUGAAGAGAAUCUGUUCUGAUCCUGAUGUGAUUUCCCAGUUUAAAAUUGCCAAUCCUCAGUUAGAAGGUUCCCCUCUGUACAUGCUAUUGACAACUCCUAGCUCUGGUGGUAAUGUUGAAGGAUCAUCAUCCAGUUUUGCUAAGGUUUCUUAUUGUUUUUUAACCCUCAAAUUAGGACCCCUUAAUGAGGAAUUUAAUGUUGCUGGAGAUCCUGUUGGGCUUACUUCUCCCAAUUCAUCUGUUGUUGAUCUUAGGGGUGAGCAAAACAUCCAUUUCGACCCGGACCCGCUAUACCCGACUGUAGAAAAAGUGAAACGGGCGGAUUUGGGCGGUUUAUCGGGUCCACGGGUAGAGAGAAAAGGGUUCAAACGGUUGACAGCGGGCGGGUCCGGUUUCAGAAUUAUUUACCAUCGGUACCCGAAGCAACCCGACUGA